This is a messenger RNA of Schistosoma turkestanicum, 1060 nucleotides long. Lineage: Eukaryota; Metazoa; Platyhelminthes; Trematoda; Strigeidida; Schistosomatidae. The record is from the annotation of a GenBank genome assembly.
AUGGAUAUUUUACCGCCACUAAUGAAUGAGAAACAAAUUCAAACAGAUGAUGUGACUAUUCGAACGCAAUGCAUACAAUUAAUCAAAUUUAUAUUUUUCAAUCAAAAUUGGUUGAAUAAAAGAAAAGUGAAAACUAUACGUCAUUUAUUGAAAACUUACUGUUGUACAUCAUUGCACAAUAUUGUAUCAUCUAUACUGAUAGACAAAGCAUUACUUGUACAACAAUCAUGUGCUCAACUCUUAUCAUCAUCAGCAUCCUCGUCAUCAGCAUCCAUAUCAAAUGAUUUAUUGAUUAUUGGUGCCGGACAAAUGAGAACUGGUACAACUAGUUUAAAAUAUGCACUACAAUUGUUAUUUAAUCAAUCAUGUUAUCAUAUGUGUGAUAUUAUUUAUCAAUUUCAUGAAAGACAUAUUCUAAAAUGGAUUAAUUUAUUUCAAAUGUAUGACAGAUGUAUACCAAUUGAAAAAUAUCAUUGGAAUGAUAUUUAUCAUCAAUGUCAAUUUGCUGUAGAUUAUCCAACUUGUGUAUUUUAUAAAGAAUUAAUGAAUACGUAUCCAAAUGCUAAGAUCAUUCUAACAGUUCGUGAUGCUGAUUCAUGGGUAUCAAGUUGUCGAGCCACAACUGCCUCUGAUAUGGUCAUGACUAAACACAUAACAUUCACGGAAAAAAUGAUUUAUCGAUUACGUGGUCUAAAAAGUUUACCAUUAUUACAUGACCACAUGUAUACAAAAGUGUUCGGUACCAAUUACGAUCGAAUGACAAAUGAUCAGUUGAAAAAUGCAUUUCUUACAUGGAAUCAAGAAGUGAUUGAUUAUGUACCAAAAGAUCGUUUAUUAAUAUUUAAUCCUCAAGAUGGAUGGAAGCCAUUAUGUGAAUUUUUAAAUAUACCCAUACCGUACAAUGUUCCAUUUCCUCAUUUAAACAAACGACAGGAUUUGAGGAAUAAUCUAUUGAAAUAUCGAUUUUUAGCGCAAUUUUUAAAUUUUUCCUUGAUGAUAUUUGUAUUAUGUUGUAUACAUGUAUUAUUUUGUUAUUUCAUGUAAGUGUAUUGAGUGAUGA